AUGCCAUGGCUGCUCUUCUUGGUCAACGUUGUAUCAGCCAUGACAUCGGCCAACGAGAUUGCUGACUAUUUUCGCAAUUGUUUGUCGUCCGGUUCUUCAGUCUAUCUCACCUCGGAUCCAGCUUCAGUUAAUGCUACCACUCCGCGAUGGGAUUUGUGGAGUGCCCCGACGUACAUAGUUGCUGUUAAGCCUGCCUUGCGCGGCGAUGUGCAGAAAGUGAUCGAGUACGCAUCACAAAAGAAUAUACCAUUUUUAACCACAGGCGGCGGUCAUGGAUAUUCUGGCACCCUUGGGGCGAUUAAAGAUGGUAUCCAAUUGGAUAUGGGCAACUUCAAUACUGUUUUCGUCGAUGCAGAUAAGAACCUCAUGACAGCAGGCGGAUCUCUUCGCUUCAGAGACGUGGCGGCUGCCGCUCAUGCCAAGGGCAAAUCUACAACCAUUGGCGCGUGUUCCUGUGUUGGAAUUGGCGGCGCAACUCUUGGUGGUGGCAUUGGAUUCUAUUCUGGACUCUAUGGUGCCAUUUCCGACUCGCUUCACUCUGUCGACAUUGUCACUGGCACUGGGGAACUGCUUACUGCAUCUGAUACGGAGAAUCAAGACCUCUUUUGGGGUAUCAAAGGCGCAGGAUUCAACUUCGGCAGCGUCACCUCCUUCACGUAUCGCGUCCACGACCAACCCAAUGGAGGUAUGGUUAUGAAUGCCGAUAUGACCUUCACAGGUGCCCAAAAUGCUUCGAUCUGGGAGUUUUCCAAGACAAUGCUAGGGACGCAACCACCAGAGUUGAGCUUAGUGUUUGCUAUGCGGUAUGAUCCGGAAAAAAGCGAUAUUGCGAUAAUUGUCAAUGCCAUCUAUGCCGGACCAUUGGAAGACGGAAAAGCAUUGCUCGAGCCUCUUCUAAAGCUCGAACCCACCAAUGUAGCGAUAUCGUACAUUCCUUGGAAAGACGCACCAGACACUGCCGUCUACGGAAUUACAAAGAUGACUUGUGCCAGCAGCUACACCUAUGUGCCACACGCCAUCAAUCUUUAUGAUAUCAAUGUCGAAGCAUUAUCAGAGCUUACAAAACACGUGUACAAUGUCACUUCGACGACACCGGCAGUACAGGGCACUCUGUUUACAUUCACCCAGUAUGCGAGUCAGGGCUUCCGCGCGAAUAGUGACGCGAAUAUGACAGCGAAGGGGAGAGUGGGUUCCUCAUUCCCUUAUCGCGAACCCACGGUCUUCGUCCAAAUCGAUGGCCUCAGCUUCGAUCCCUCGUCCGUGGACGCACUCGACGCUUUUGGAAAUGAAAUCAGGGCACAGCUACUCGAGUUAAGCGGUCAAAAUCAUCUAGAGCUGUAUUCGAAUUUCGCUCGUGGUGAUGAGGGAGCUGAGGCAUGGUAUGGUACGGAGAAUCUUCCAAGAUUGCAAGCGUUGAAGGCUAGAUACGAUCCGAAAGGCCUGUUUUCAUUUUACAAUCCAAUCGGAGGAGGGAAGCAAGAGGAUUAA
Aaosphaeria arxii CBS 175.79 is the source of this 1488-nucleotide messenger RNA. RefSeq names its product FAD-binding domain-containing protein. Gene Ontology annotation, molecular function: oxidoreductase activity; FAD binding. The coding region runs from base 1 to 1488 and encodes 495 amino acids. The transcript is spliced from 5 exons. Lineage: Eukaryota; Fungi; Ascomycota; Dothideomycetes; Pleosporales. The record is from RefSeq and is a predicted model, not a curated record.